Salvia hispanica is the source of this 1990-nucleotide messenger RNA. The record is from RefSeq and is a predicted model, not a curated record. NCBI's taxonomy places the organism in Eukaryota, Viridiplantae, Streptophyta, Magnoliopsida, Lamiales, Lamiaceae.
CCGAAAUACAUCUCUUUUCUCACCUAUAAAAGGGUUAUAAGUUUCCUUUGUUUUCCAUCUUCCAACUAAAAUAGUCCUUAUUUAAGGCUGUUUUUGGCUUUGCUAUAAUUUGGUGAAGUGGUCCGUCGGAGAUGGCGACACGUAGGGCUACACACAUCAUUCAGAGAUGUUCAGUACCAAAUGUAAUGUUCUCAUUCCUUCUGUUUUACCUUUUGUUUUAUUCAAUAUUACUGAAUUGCAUAAUUUUUUUGUUAGUUUGCAUUGUUAGAUUUUUUUUCUAUCAAAUGAUCUUGAUUUUGUAAAUUGGAUGGUUGUGUGUGAACCAAUUGUUGUUAGAUUUUACUUCAGUACUAUACUUGAGAUGGUGUAAUCCAUUUUAUUGGGGACCUAGAUAUUUGGUUUAGAGGAAGGGGGGAAUUUACUAUAAUGUAACACUAUAUAUAUUGCGUAUUCCAACAAUUACUAUAAUGUUAAGACCACGAAAUGGCUGGUCGUAAAAGUGGAAGUAAAGACAGGGGAUGUUGAGGCUGGUGAUGACAUUGAUGAGAAGCCUCCUAAACAACGGGACGUGGAGAAGGUGGUGGAUGGGGAGGCCGGUACUAGCAAGUGUGGAAAGAGGAGGAAGAAGCACGAUUUCUACGCUGAGGAGAUUUUCAAACCUGGGGGUAUGCAACCGCCCUUGAACCCUUACUUCUUGGUGGAUGUGGGGGAAAGGAAAGUGAAUGAGAUGUACUUCUUGACAUAUGUGAUCAACCCACAAGAUCAAACUUCUCGAGACGAAGCGCACAUCGUGGAAGGAUGGUAGAGUGAACUAUUGUGGAUGGUGGAAAGCCAACUACCGAGCGGAUAUUCUGAAAAUAGUUCAAUUUCUCGGUGCGAAAAAUGAUGAAUCGGCCAGCAUUCUUCAAGUUUUACGUGCCUUGGCUUGGUGAAGAAAAUCAGAAAAUCCCUCCAAGGUUUAUUCAAUCUCUUCCAGGAAACUGGCCAAAGAAUUGGUCACUUCGAGACCGUUACAACAAUUUGUGGGAAGUGAAAGUGGAAAUGAAUGGCGGUGAUUGGUACUUUAAAGAUGGUUGGGCAAAACUUGCUGAAGAUAAUAAGAUAAAAGGAGGGGAUAUGUUUAUCUAUGAGUAUUUCUCUCAUGGUUUACUUGACUUCAAAAUUCAUGGAGGCAAUGGUUGCAUGACAGAAGGUGCUGGGGUCAGAUUAAUAUGAAUAUUGAAGAGCAGCCGAGUGUAAAGAUAGAACCAAAUGAUGGCGUUGUAAAUCAUACUGAUAAAUCUGAUUAUGUUCCUAUCGGUGAAGGACACACAAAUGAGAAUUAUGACGAUAAUGGCGAUCAUGGAUCCCCGCCUAUGCCGCUGCCUGUGCCACCUGUGCAGGUACAGGUACCCCCUGUACCCCCGCCCGAAGAAGAGAAUGCAAAGGAUGAUCAGAUUCAAGGGGAGCGAGUCACGGAUGGUGCGGCCAGUUCUUGCAAAUGUAAAACCAAAACAACUCGUCGCCGCGACUGGUACGGUGCAGAGCUCAUGAAAACAGGGUUCAUUCCACCAUCCCCAAAUGCUUAUUUCGUGACCAAAAAACGAAGAGGAAGAGUUUAUGAACUAUAUAUACCUGUGGAAGUGAUCAAAAGCUUCAACCUGAAACUCCCUGAGAAUGUGACGCUCAUCGACCCAAAAGGAAGGCAGUUUCCUGCCAAACGCAAGAUGUGGGCGGACCAGAGGAUGUUCUACAUCGGAGGCUGGAAAAGCCUUUGUGUAGUGAACAAGGUGGAAGACGAAGACUUGUGCAUUUGCGAGUUCUUGUAUAACGCUGAUGAUCUAUGCAUCAGUGUAAGCUUCUUUCCCCCAAAAUAGCAGCAAUGCUUGAAUGGAGUGGAUUAGAUUUGUAUUGAGGAGUUCACAUUUGUAUAUGAUUUUAGGGAUAUGAUUUGUUGUUUCAAUCAAUAGUUUUCCCAAACAAUAAAAUGGUAGUACGAUUUUAGCACCAA